Hippoglossus stenolepis (Pacific halibut) is the source of this 3973-nucleotide messenger RNA. It is a transcript of the gene gpr161b, whose product is annotated as G protein-coupled receptor 161a. The transcript has 6 exons. The record is from RefSeq and is a predicted model, not a curated record. Gene Ontology annotation, cellular component: membrane; recycling endosome. The coding region runs from base 571 to 2148 and encodes 525 amino acids. Gene Ontology annotation, molecular function: G protein-coupled receptor activity. Lineage: Eukaryota; Metazoa; Chordata; Actinopteri; Pleuronectiformes; Pleuronectidae. Gene Ontology annotation, biological process: G protein-coupled receptor signaling pathway.
AUUGGCUGACGGAGGGUGACGCGUUAGUGCGGGAAGCUCUGAUCCACGUGGGUGGUCCGGCUGGGAAAAGAGGCUUCAUUCACAAAUAUCAACAGAUCGUCACUAAAGACACAUGUAUACGUUUAUACUGUGUUUAUAUAGUUAUUUCUGAUAUGAGACCAGACGCUUGAGCUUCACGUGGAACCAGAGGAUGGAUUCAAAUGUCCUUUAAACGGUUUGAAGCGCUUCUGAAGCUGUAGCGACGUAAAAACAUGACAUUAUCUGAGCUGGAGGCUGAAUAAGUGCUCAAGCAAAACACGGCUGGACCACCCACACACUGGAGGAGGGGGGGGAGGAGGUGGACGCCAUUGCAGCCGCCGCUGGUCGAGUGUGAUUGGGCUCCGAUGUUGCCAGACCCCGCGGUGUCCCGGGUCCUCCAGAGAUCCCCCAGCCCUCCGUCCCAGCGGGUCCGAGCGUGAAAGCAGAAGAUGGAGGUUUUGUCGCCGCAGGGCCGAACAUGUGGCGCCGCCGAGCCGAGCCCGAGCAGUCUCCUACCAUUCCUUCACCUGUCCGGUGGCCCAACCUCUCACCAUGAACACCAGUAGGAACUGCACCGCAGCCGGCAAUGGUGAGGGUCUGGCUGCCCUGGAGUGGGUCUCUAUAGUGACCAUCACACUCCUCGCCUGCCUGGGGAACCUCUUGGUCGUGGUCACCCUUUAUCGCAGGCCUUAUCUGCUCACGCCCAGCAACAAGUUUGUGUUCAGCCUGACCCUGUCCAACCUGCUGCUGUCCAUGCUGGUGCUGCCGUUCGUGGCCGUGAGCUCGGCAAAGAGGGAGUGGGUGUUCGGGGUGGUGUGGUGCAACUUCACCGCCCUGCUCUACCUGCUCAUCAGCUCGGCCAGCAUGCUCACCCUCGGGGCUAUCGCCAUUGACAGGUACUACGCAGUGCUCUACCCGAUGAUCUACCCCAUGAAGAUCACAGGAAACCGGGCCGUCGUGGUCAUCGCCUACGUGUGGUUACACUCUCUGAUUGGCUGUGUGCCUCCUCUGUUCGGCUGGUCCUCCUUCGAGUUUGACUGCUACAAGUGGACCUGCGUUGCGUCUUGGCACAGAGAGCCGAGCUACACAGCCUUCUGGGUCAGCUGGUGCAUCCUCCCGCCGUUGAUCAUAAUGCUGGCCUGCUAUGGUGUCAUUUUCCGCGUUGCCCGCAUGAAAGCUCGUAAAGUCCACUGCGGUACAGUCGUGGUGGCUCAGGACGACUCCAGUGGAGCUCAGAAGAACGGACGCAAGAACUCCAGCACCUCAAAUUCCUCUAGUGGAAGCCGGCGGAGCCUGGUGUACGCAGGGAGCCAAUGCAAGGCCUUUGUCACCAUUUUAGUGGUGAUAGGCACCUUCCUGGUGACGUGGGGGCCGUAUGUCAGUGUGGUGUGCACCGAGGCUUUGUGGGGACAGGGGAGUGUAUCUCAGGGGCUGGAGACUCUGGUCGCAUGGCUUUCCUUUUGCAGCGCCGCGUGCCACCCACUCAUCUAUGGUUUGUGGAAUAAAACGGUGAGGAAGGAGCUGCUGGGGAUGUUCUUUGGAGACCGCUACUACAGAGAGUCGUUUGCUACUCGGCAUAGGAAUUCCCGACUCUUCAGCAUCUCCAAUAGAAUCACAGACUUGGGUAUGUCUCCACACCUGACGGCCAUGUUGGCUGGUGGAGGGCAUCUGUUGGCCCCUGGUAGCAGCACAGGAGAUACCGGCUUCAGUUUCACUCAGGACUCGUGCACAGACGUGAUGCUGCUGGAUGACUUCUCUGUUGACGGCUCCUCCCAACAACAGCAGCACGGGAAUCUGUCCGGAAAGAGGAGGAGCUCGGUCACCUUUGAAGACCAGGUGGAGCAUUCCAAAGCUGAAAACUUCAACGCAUCCUCAGCCCAAGUCCACGCAGAGGAGCACAAAUCUCUCGACACCUUUGCUUCCUGCCUGGCCAUGGCCAUAGAGAGCGACGCUAAGCUCACCCUGUUUGGCGAGGGUCUGGCUCUGCCUGGGGGGCUGUUUGUGACGAGGGCGGUGCCGAGACCUAGAUACUUAGACGGUCAGAGACUGAGGCUGGAGAGUAUCGAUGAAGGGAUCGUCAAAGACGACAGAAAUGAAGAAGAGCAGGACAUAGAGGAGAAACCAGUCUGAAAAAUGCGGCUCGUCUGGUAACUUGUCGAACAUUCUUCGACUAUACUCAGUUUAUUAUCGGUGAACUGUGGUGGUUUCACACCCUCAACGCUGUUAUGUGACCUGUCAGGGUGGAGCCUGUCCUGCCCUGUGGUACACAUGAUGAAGUCUCGUGACACAUUGGUACACCAUACUUGAAACGAUUAGGAAGAGGUACAUUUCCACUUGGUCUGACAACACACAGUGCUCACCAGCAGUUUCUUCCCAAGCUUUUAUAUGGAUUCAUGUCAUCACAUAACUACGGUCACCUGAAUGGUCUGAUGUAGUAAAUCGUUCACUACAUAUUAUUAUUGUUGGUCCUCAGAAUCAACAGGAACGGAUGCGACAUCAGGGCUGAGCUGUAUGAAACAAUAUUCACUUCUAUCUUCACAACACUGUUAUCAGAUCCCUUUAAAACCUUGGAUAACCUAAAUCCAAACAAAAGUUUGUUUUGAGCUCAGUUUGUCUGUUGUGUAGAAACAGAUUAAGAGCCAAUUUGUGCUUGUACUGCACAUCAGUAGUUCACAUACACACUAUGUAUGACAAGAACUUGAUGAUCAGGGAGAUUGUAGGGUUACAACUCAGGUCUUUUCAACACCAAUUCAAUAUCUGCAGAUUAAUUAUUUAUUUGUCUAUAAAAUGACAGAAAACUGGAGUAACUUCCUGUUAUAACCAACUCUCUAUAACCCAUAGACAUUCAGUUUAUUAGCAUUUUUCUCCAAAAAAAUAAAACCAUCAAAUUUGUUGUUGCCUAAAUAAUUUUUAAAAAAUGAAUUGGUGGUGCGAAUACAGAAUGAAUUGUAAUAGAAACAGAAGAAUUGUGUGUGGAGAUACAUCAGUGAUCACAGUGUAUCUUUAUACUGCUCAGCCCUGAGCUUCACCAUAUCAACACAAUCUGUGGUCCAAUAUCUCUAGUAUUAGUAAAGUAUAUAAAGUGUGUUGCUUGUUGUGUAGAGACCUGCAGGGACAGUCCCGACAUGUCAUGCUUAUCUGCUUCAGACGACUGUGGACGUACCACAGUGAUUGCACUUGAACACGUGGCAUGUGCUCGUUCCCACACAAACCACUCUGGUGUCAUGUCGGAGGAGGAGGAGGAGGUGAUUAUUACUGUUAAGUCAGCGUUAUUUCAUAUGUAAAGCAGAAUAAUAGCAGAACCAAAUGAGGUAAGAGGAGAACAGAAUAAUGAGAUUGUUAUAUUAAUGGAAACACAUUAGCAGGGGCCCAUGUUUCAUUAUGUCGUGGACCUACUGGGCGACAAUGUCAGAAAUAAAUGACUGUAUUUUCCUUUAUUGGUCAUUAAAAGUCAACUCACUGAAAAAUAAAUUUAAUUCAUUGUUGAAUCAGAGGACAAGUAAAGUCUUAAUGCAAAGUAAAGGUCUUUAACUACAAAGUUUUUUUCUUGUUAUCUAGUACAUGUACAUUUACCUCAGUUUCUACACUCCAUCCUUUCCUUCACUGUCAUUAAAGGAAUUCUGAGAUUUAUGAGUAGAGCACGACUUUGGUGCUUCAGUCUUACCUCGUAUUUUCGUACUAUGUUUGCACAGGUACUUCUUUUGUAAGAAAAAGCUGUUUACCUGAGAAGUGAUGUAACCUUUUGAUUUUUUUACUAUACAGAAAGUAUUAAUACCCAUACUUGCAUUAAAGUUUUGUAUCAAGAUUCUUAUAUUAAAAGUUUUUUUUAACUUAAAAAUGUCUGCAGAAGCUUGUCCUUAUUAUGAGCUGCUGGGAUUUUGAAAUCGUUACCAUGUCUGCAAUUCAACUAGUUCCUACAAUAAAAAGCCUCAGGUUUUAAAACUCUUCAAUUCAA